CACAAAUAUAUAUCAACACGUUGAAGGGGUAUUUCCGAUAUUUCCUUUUGCAGCGAACGCAUCAUAAUACGUGUCCUCACGGCAUUUCGAACAUUUCGCAUGGAGAGAUUUAUGUUGCCCUGACUGGAGUUAGGUACAGCGUAUACCCAUAAAAGAAAAAAACGUGUUGGAGAAUCAAGUCAGGUUUAGCCAUGCCCCACUCUGAGUGUGAACCCGGUUCGAAGGUUUCGGACCCACAGCAUUCCCAGAAACUCCUCCGAGUGCUUCGCGUCUUCUGGCAUGAGCAAAGUUUCCACGACGCGCUCCUGGUGGUUGAUGGAGAGGAGCUUCCCGUCCAGAAAAACAUCUUGGCUGCUGCUAGCCCUUAUAUCAGGACCAAGCUGAAUUACAAUCCUCCUAAGGAAGAUGGGUCUACAUACAGGAUUGAGCUGCAAGGAGUCUCCAUGUCCAUCAUGAAACAGAUCCUGGACUACAUCUUCAGUGGUGAAAUCACUCUGAGUGAAGAGACCAUCCAGGACAUGGUGCAGGCGUCUGACCUGCUCCUCAUGACUGACCUCAAGUUCCUGUGCUGCCAGUUCUUAGAGAGCUGCAUUACUGCAGAGAACUGCAUAGGCAUCAGGCUCUUCUCUCUGCACUACUGCCUUCAUCACGUUCACUACAUUGCCACCGAGUUCCUGCAGACACAUUUUGCAGAUGUGGCUGUCUCUGAGGAAUUCAGGGAGCUGCCCCCAAACCGGCUCUGUGAAGUGCUGGCCAUGGAGAAGUUGAACAUAGGCAAUGAAAGACACGUGCUUGAGGCUGUGGUGCGAUGGUUCGCACAUGACCCUGAGGAUCGCAGGGCACACAUGAAGGAAGUGAUGUCUGCAGUAUGGCUGCAUGGCCUUGACAUAGGCUACCUGAGAGAGCAGGCCAUGGGAGAGCUGCUAAUGAGGGAGGUUAUCAGAGAAUAUUGUCAGCCUGUGCUGACAGAGGGUCAGCUGCAGGGUGAAGCUCUGCUCGCUGCGUUCAAACCCAGAGGAUACUCUGAGUGUAUUGUUGUCGCGGGGGGUGAGGAUCGCAAAAACAGGACGGCGACUGCUGUGACGCGUUGCAUGUGUCCACUCUACGACACCAACAGACAGGGCUGGAUUGAGCUGCAGCCAAUGAGCGUAGCCCGUCUUGGACACGGGGUGGUAGCUGCCGAGGGUUUUCUGUUUGUGAUGGGAGGAAGAGAUGAACACAACACAGUCUUGGACAGUGGAGAAAAAUAUGACCCAGAAUCCAACACCUGGAGCCCCAUACCCACAAUGUUACAGGCUCGUCAGAACUUUGGUGUGGUGGAACUAGACGGUCUGAUCUAUGUUCUUGGAGGAGAGAAUCAAGAAACGGAGCUGAUCACCGUUGAAGUAUUUGACCCUCACUUCAGUACCUGGAAAAUGCAAACCAGUAUGACCAUGAUCCGUAAGGUUGGCUGCUACGCUUCAAUGAACAAGAAGAUCUAUGCGAUUGGUGGGGGCUCCUAUGGGAAGCUGUUUGACUCUGUUGAAUGCUUUGACCCCAAAACCCAACAAUGGACCGGUCUCUGUCCUCUGAAAGAGAGACGGUUUGGUUCAGUGGCGUGUGGAGUUGGCCAGGAGCUCUAUGUGUUUGGUGGAGUUAGAAGUCAAGAGAAUGACAACCCCGAUCAAAGACACAUGAUGACCUGCAAGUCUGAGUUCUACCAUGACGAGAUGAGGAGGUGGAUGUUCCUGGAUGACCAGAACCUGUGUAUACAGACCAGCUCAUCCUUUGUUUAUGGUGCUGUGCCCAUCGGAGCCAGCAUUUAUGUAGUGGGAGACCUGGACACAGGAACAAGCUUUGACUACAUCCGAGAGUUUCGCCGCAGUACCGGGACAUGGCAUCGCACAAAGCCCAUGUUACCCAGCGACCUCUCCAAAACAGCCUGUGCCGCCCUGCGCAUCGCCAACUGUCGACUAUUCCGACUUCAGUGGAGCCAGGGCAUGUUCCGAAUCCGAGUCUGAGUCCAGUUUUGCACACUGGUAUUUUCUGCCUGCUCUAGGUUAUGUUAAGGGAUUUUAUGAACACUUAAGUAUUACAGUCACUUGAUGUUGAGGAUUGUGACUGCUCUGGGGUUUUGUACUCAGGACCCUUUUCCUGAAUGACUUGAGGGGGCAAAAGCUCAUCCAAACACAUUUUUGACAUUAUAUGUUUUAUGGCAUUUUUUAUAUAAUUAUAGUAUAUUAUAAGUAUUUCAUUCUCUUAACCAUGGGAUUGGAUCAGGCCUAUUUUUUCUUUCUUUUUAAAGGACGUUCCUCAUUUAUAAUGUUUAUUGGUGAUCUAUUAACCUGGUAAGGGAUUUAAACUUUAAGCAAAAUUUGACAAAUUAAUUACCACAUUAUCACUUGAGGGAUUAUGUUACACAUUUUAAAAGUACUGUUGUGUUGCAAUUUGCAUUUUAGGAUCUAUUAUGUUGUUUGAUGUUGUAUAGUUUGUGUCUCUAUCCAGAUGUAGGCAAAAUGAAAAUUUGUUUAAUAUUAUUUGAUAUUUGCAGCAGGUGCAGAGGGGUUUGAAGGUAGGAAUUGUUAUCCAAAGAAAUCCAGUGUUGAAAGCAAAUACCUAACUAUCUUUCACACCUGCUACUUACUAUGGUAUAGACCAGAAUGCAUUGUAACCACAAACAAGCCAUUUUGAGUAAUGGGCCCUGCACACUUUACUAUUAUGAUGAUCUUGUGGGUCCAGUGCAUGUCGCUCUCUGUAAAGCCUGUAUGUUGCAAUCUGUGUGAGCCUAUAAAGUAUCAGUAUCAGGACCUGUCAGACUGUAUGGUGAAUGCCUGGUGAAUCAAAGUGCUACAGUGUUACCAGAAAUAAAUCAAAAGCAGUGAAAUGUCAACCCA
Acanthopagrus latus (yellowfin seabream) is the source of this 2873-nucleotide messenger RNA. It is a transcript of the gene gan, whose product is annotated as gigaxonin. The transcript is spliced from 13 exons. The coding region runs from base 192 to 2000 and encodes 602 amino acids. Gene Ontology annotation, biological process: cytoskeleton organization. Gene Ontology annotation, molecular function: protein binding. The record is from RefSeq and is a predicted model, not a curated record. NCBI's taxonomy places the organism in Eukaryota, Metazoa, Chordata, Actinopteri, Spariformes, Sparidae.